UGCAGCGAAGAAGAACGAACUUCCGCUGAAGCUGUUUCCACGGCAACCCGACGGAAUCAGACAAUGGCGCCCGGGAGCCAGCCAAUCCUCUCGUCAACUCCUCUGCAGGUGCUCCUCUACCUCAACAGUUGGUACUUUGCUGCUUUCUACCUGGCAGAGAUCCUCAUGUUCAUCUAUAAAGGGAUUUUACUCCCGUACCCGUCAGAUAAUCUGGUCCUGGAUGUGGUGCUGCUGCUGCUCUUCCUCGCUCUGGAGGCCCUGCGCAUCUUUUAUGGCUGGAAGGGGAACCUGUGUGAGCGCUCUCUGUCCUCCUUUGUGUCCAUCUUCAUCCUGUUUCCCUGCGCGGCGUUGGCUGUUUACUACAUGCUGCUGCAGACCUUCGUCCUGCGGCUGGAGUUCCUCCUCAGCGCCAUCCUGCUCUGCUUCUACAGCCUCGAGUUCCUGCUCGGGCUUCUUUCCAUUUCAGCCUUCUCCAGGUCCAAAGUGUACUGAGGAACAAUCUGUGGAGGCUUACCCAGUCUGUAGACAGAAAUCCUUUUAUUUUCAUAAAGGUGGAAAUUUGAUGUAUAUUUAUUUUUUUUAAUACUUUUAUAAACAUUUUACUUUUAUACUUUUUUUUCUAAACCAAAGAUGCAUUGAGGUUGUUUAUGUUUUUGUAAAUAAAUUCUAAACUUUGUAAAUAUGAUCCAGGGAGCUAUCUUUAUCUUUGGU
Molecule: messenger RNA, 711 nt
Organism: Melanotaenia boesemani (Boeseman's rainbowfish)
Lineage: Eukaryota; Metazoa; Chordata; Actinopteri; Atheriniformes; Melanotaeniidae
Gene: tmem216
Product: transmembrane protein 216
Exons: 6
Coding region: 64-492 (142 amino acids)
Biological process (GO): non-motile cilium assembly
Cellular component (GO): ciliary transition zone
Source: RefSeq, a predicted model, not a curated record